AUGGCCGACAAAAGCACCAUCCUACCUAUACUGGACCACAUCAUCAUCCUGGUAUCAUUCAAUGACCUUCAGGCACUCCCCCAAAAGUUGGAGGAUUCACUCACCGUCAUCGACGGCGGUGCUCAUACCGACGGCCUCACCGUGAACAAGCUCGUCAUUUUUCCGGACGGCGUGUACCUUGAGUUCAUCGCAUUUCGAGACGACGCGGAUCCGGAUGGCAGAAAGGCGCACCAGUGGGGCUCGCUUGAAGAAGGGGCCAUCGUCGACUGGGCCUAUACGCUGCGGGACGAGAACGAGUUUGCCGGCGUGCAAAAGCGCGUGAGAGAGGCGUCGGAUCCCGCGGUCGGAGUGUGGUACAAGGAUCCCGUCCCGGGCGGGCGCACCCGGCCGGAUGGUGUGGAGCUGAAAUGGGCUGUCAGCUUUUCCAGGGACGCCGCGGGCAAACCUCUCUGGCCUGGCACUGCUCCGUUUUGGUGCUUUGAUCGCACGCCGAGGCAUAAUCGGGUGCCCUAUCACGACAAUGAAACGGGUGCUGCGCCGGCUUACACCAAGCACGCGUCGGGUGCUGUGGGCGUGUCGCGGGUUUCAGUCACCGUUCCUGAAAAGGAGUUUCUCAUAAUUAGCCAAGCGUACGAAGGGUACAUGGCGCCGCUAUUGACCGUGACGCGGAACGGAUCGUUUGGCCUUGGGUAG
Messenger RNA from Parascedosporium putredinis, 693 nucleotides. The record is from the annotation of a GenBank genome assembly. NCBI's taxonomy places the organism in Eukaryota, Fungi, Ascomycota, Sordariomycetes, Microascales, Microascaceae.